Molecule: messenger RNA, 369 nt
Organism: Trematosphaeria pertusa
Lineage: Eukaryota; Fungi; Ascomycota; Dothideomycetes; Pleosporales; Trematosphaeriaceae
Exons: 2
Coding region: 1-369 (122 amino acids)
Source: RefSeq, a predicted model, not a curated record
AUGUCUCAAAACGCCACUACCGACUACCCAGUCGAGGCAACAACAUCCGAAAGCUCCCCCAACUCAAUGGUUGGGCGCAAGAAGCCAAAGAAGCUGGGCCAGGGCCAACUUCAAAAAGCCCCUCCACCAGAGUUCUACCAAGACGACGAGGAUGACGAGGGCGCCAUGUCCGAACCUGCUCCCCUGCCGCCUGCAAGGAGGAGCGGAGGCCGCCGAAUGGUGCCGGUGCACCAGUCUCGCAUCUCGGACCGACCAGCGAAAGUCGGCGAGAAGGACAGCAGCCUGAAGAUCAAGAUCGAGUUGGACCUGGAAGUUGAGGUAGAGAUUUACGCUCGAGUGAAGGGUGAUGUGACUAUUGGGCUGAUGUAG